Messenger RNA from Parnassius apollo (apollo), 1242 nucleotides. The record is from the annotation of a GenBank genome assembly. NCBI's taxonomy places the organism in Eukaryota, Metazoa, Arthropoda, Insecta, Lepidoptera, Papilionidae.
AUGGUAGGCCGACAUCCGACUAUUCAAAAUGCAAAAUACAAACAGCUGUCUUCUAACUCGGAUGCAGACGAAGAAAUAUUUACAAGUAAACCGAAAGGAAAAUGGUCCGAUAUUUGCGUUCAAAAAAGUAUUUUAUCAUUGGGGCUCAUCUUAUCAUAUUUUUCUCUGUCGAUCGGCUUAACAUUUUAUCAAAGAUGGCUUUUAAAGGAUUUCCACUACCCACUUACAGUGGUGAUGUACCACCUUGUAAUAAAGUGGAUACUGUCAGUAUUUGUGAGAACAAUUUUGUAUUUAACUACUGGUGUUCCUCAGUUAGUCCUAUCAUUUAUGACAUGCCUGCGGUCAGUUGGUCCUACUGGUUUUGCUAGCGGAAUUGAUGUGGGCUUUUCAAAUUGGGGCCUUGAGUUAGUCACAAUUUCUCUUUAUACUAUGACUAAAUCAACCACUAUAAUAUUUAUACUCGGAUUUGCAAUAUUUCUUGGACUUGAAAAAAAGUCGUGGUCUCUUGUGGGCAUUGUCCUCAUGAUCGCAGCAGGCCUAAUCAUGUUUACGUACAAGGCGACGCAGUUUAAUCUUCUUGGGUUCUAUUUCCUGCUCUUGGCAUCGUUCGCGGCCGGACUGCGAUGGUCGUUUGCCCAGCUUCUCAUGCAGAAGUCGAAGCUUGGCCUCCAUAAUCCUGUGGACAUGGUGUAUCAUGUGCAACCCUGGAUGUUUCUGUCACUACUUCCAUUCACUAUUAUGUUUGAAGGUUCUGCUUGCUUCGAUUAUUUGCUGUCCCUAUCGCCUGAGCAACUAGUACCCACUAUCCUGAAAGUGUCGGUGGGUGCCACCAUAGCAUUCGCAAUGGAAAUCAGCGAGUUUCUAGUCGUCACAUACACUUCAAGUCUCACAUUAUCAAUCGCAGGAAUAUUUAAGGAAAUGUGCAUUUUAAUAUUGGCAGUGGAGGUGAGCGGCGAUCAGUUGAGCCCUAUCAACGUAGUUGGACUGUCGCUAUGUUUAUUGGGGAUAAUCGGCCACAUUGUUCAUAAGGUGUUAUUCAUAAAGGCGGUCACAAGUACUGUAAGGGCUCUCAAAACUGACAACUUCGAUCAAAUAGGUAAGACAAGGCCUCCCAAACAAGCUGGAGAACACAACAUGCCGCUUCUGGAAGACUUGAAAUGCCAAAGCGGAAUGAGCGAGGAUAGCGACUUGGAUACAAAUACUAUAUUACAUGAAAUACUUCAAAGAAGAGACGGAAGAUAG